UAUAUUUUAGUUCUGAACAGCGAGUUAACCAGCUGGUGCUGAACAGUGGAUAUUUUGAGUCAAUUCUAACUGACAGUAGUUAUCUAGAAAAUUGGCAUAUUCUGAUAGGUGAAAUAUAAAUGCAAUUUUUUCUAUAAGCACUGAUAUCCAAUGCUGUAAAAAAGUAUGAAUAUAAUGCUAUCCAGUGCUAUUUCUCAUAGAAUGUACUUCCACAAUGCAAGUCCACUUGGAAGAUCUCUGUUUCUUCUUGUCAUGUAGCAUAUUUUUGACCUGCAUGUGUUUGCAGUACAAUUGUUGAUGGUCAAGAUCAUCAGCUGCUCCAUAUUUCCCCCCACAUAUUUGCUUCUCUAAGUUCUGUUUCGAUGAACAAGCAUAUUACUGUAAUCUGACUGAAAUAGAAUUAUUGCAUAGGAAAAUCAAUUGAAGUUCUUAAGCAUUUCAUCUUAGUUUAUUCCUGGUUAAACUGGCUUUUGAGAUGCCCCAGCUUCCGGUCAAAAUCAAUAUACAUCAGAAUUAUGCUCUUGGUCACUACUUCCCCCUUGCAGAUGAUAUUUCUUCAGCGUGCUGAUAUAAAGGAAUCUGGGAUUUCAGUGACACUUGGAUGGAAAAAUUGGAACAAUGUGCUCUUUGCCAUCUUUUGCUUUGCAUCAUGAAUCUUUACUUUGCACGUCCCUUAUCAGAUUCAUUCAUUCACAGAGCAACCAUUCUAACAUGUUUUCUACGAAGCUAAAUGAUGAUAAGGAAUCGGAUAAAGGAAACUGGGGCAUAAAGAUCAUUUGUUCGAGGUGGGAAAGGAAUUUUGGAAAAAAAAAAAGAGUAGUUUGGAAAACUGUAACCUGUAGAGAUCAACCUGGGAGGGACAUGGCUGGGAGGAACAUUGGAGUUGCAGUGGACUUCUCAUCAUGCAGCAAAGCAGCUCUGAGAUGGGCAUCGACGAACCUUACCAGGAGCGGUGAUAAGCUCAUACUUAUCCAUGUGAAGAGCUCCUAUCAGAACGAACAGGGCGCAGUUCACCUCUGAGAACAGAGCGGUUCGCCACUCAUCCCUCUAGCUGAGUUCUCAGAUGUCACCAAGACAUACAGUGUGUCUCCAGACAAGGAGACAAUCGAGAUCCUCACUCAAGUGGCAAAUCAGAGAGGGAUUGAAGUCUUUGCAAAGAUACUCUACGGAGACCCUGCAAAGAAGCUGUACGAAGCAGUUGACCUGGUUCCCCUCAGCUGCAUGGUUAUAGGGAGUAGAGGGUUAAGCACGCUCAAAAGGGCUCUGAUGGGCAGCGUGAGCACCUAUAUUGUUAACCACGCGGCCUGCCCCGUCACGGUUGUGAAGGAGAACAUGUAGACAUGUAGCGGCAGUCAGCCCGUUGAACACUGUUGUUUACAUGUUCAGUCACUGCAACAGCAACGUCUAUGUAUGGUAGUCAGAAUAAAAUGAGUGUGCUUGGCAUGCACUGAUCCGGUGGAUGUUUGCUGCUUUUACUCCUUGUUUAGAGCUUAACCAGGACCGGAUGGAAGAGGUCUUGGCACUGUUAUAUGAAGUAAUAGUAAAGAAAUAAUUACUUGUAAAUCAGUUAAAAAAUCCUACUUCACAAGUUAAAAGUUCAGGCACUGAGAUGCUGAAUUUGCCGUUCCUCAGCCGUCUGUUCCCGUCCCGGAUUGGACGGCUGGAAAUGAACCUUGGGUCAAAUAGAGGGAGGGCUCUUCGUAGCUGACGGGAUGUCUUGCCAUGGCCUUGAGCGCCGCCAACUGCGGCAGCCGCGUGGUCACGAGGCGCAGUGGCGGCGGUCUCCUCGGCCGCGCUCUUGCUUCCGCGCUGCUGAGCACGGCCGCCACGACGCCGCAGCAAAUCGCCCACUACCUCGCGCACCAGCCGCGGGCGACCUGGGAGGCGCUCUCCGCCACUUUCCCCGCCGCCGGCGCCGGCGCCCCGGCACCCCACGGCCAUGCCGACGCCGUGCUCCUCUCCCUCGCCAGGCACCCGCAUGCCUCCCCCGAGCCCGUCGCCAAGAACGCCCUCACCUUCUUCCACUGGUCCGCAGCCGCAGCCGCAGCCGCUUCCUCCUCGCAGUCCUCCCACUCCCUCCGCUCCUACUGCCUCCUCGUUCACCUCCUCUCCCGCGCCGCGCUCUUCCGCGAUGCGUUCGUGCUCCUCGAGUCCGCCAUCGCCAAGUACUCCCCGGCUUCGUCUUCCGAUUCGUCCUUCCGCGACGCUUUCUUCGCCGCCUACGAGGACAGCGGCACGGCGGCGACGACCCGCGGCCUCCAUCUCCUGGUGCACGCCUACGCGCGGCUGCGCCACCCGGUGGAGGCCCUCGAGGCCUGCCGCUACCUCGCGCAGCGCGGCAUCCUCCCCUCCCAAUCCGCCUUCAACUCCGCGCUGCAGUCGGCGCAGCGUAGCGGGGUGUUCGGUGUCGCAUGGCAGGUGUUCGAGCUAAUGACGCAGAAGCGGGUGUAUGCGAAUCAGAGCACCGUUGAGCUCGUCGUCGGCGUCCUGAGCCAGGAAGGCAAGCUUGCCAGGACCGCGGCGCUUGUGGAGAGGAUCCACGGCACAAAGUGUGCGCCCGGCAUAGUGGCACACGUGGCACUUGCACUUAGGAUGAUCGAGGAAGUGAGGGUGGAGCAGGUCAUCUUGCUACUGAAGAGGAUGCUUCAGAGGAACAUUCUGCUUGACGACAUUGCUUACUCACUAAUCGUGCAUGCUUACUGCCAAGCUGGUGAUCUGAAAUCGGCAGUUGAGCAACGCGAUGACAUGAUUCGUCGAGGUUGUCGCCUGAAUGCAUUCGUGUACACUUGCCUCAUCGGAGCACAUUGUUGCGAAGGCAGUAUGGACAAGGCAGUACAGUUUCUCCAAGAAAUGGUAUCCAUGGGAUUGAAGCCGUAUGAUGCUACGUACAGCCAUCUCAUUGCAGGGUGUUUCAGAGAAGGGAUGGUAGAGGAAGGGUUGGCCUACUUCAAUACAAUGCUUCAUGAAGGUUUUGUGCCAGAAAUCAGCUAUUGUAACGAUAUGUUAGGGGGUCUCAGCAAUGCAGGAGAGGUUCGCAAGGCAAAUGACCUGCUGACGGCACUGAUGGACAAAGGACUUGUUCCUGACAAGGUCACCUACCAGAGACUUAUUGAUGGAUAUGGCAAGGCUGGUGAUGCAGAAGGCAUCGUCAAGAUUUACCACGAGAUGGAGCACAGAGUGCUUAAUCCUGGUGUUGAUGUUUUUACCACCUUGAUCAGGGGCCUUUGCCAGUGUGGAAAUCUGAAGGAAGCUGAGAAGUUUUUGGCGGUGAUGAAGAAAAAAGCAGUGGCUCCAACUAAUGACUUAUACGACUUGUUGAUCAGCAGCUACUGCGAGAAGGGUAACACUAAAAGGGCACUUUGGUUGUACGAUAUGAUGAUCUCAGAGAAUGAGAAGCUUGUCCCCUCUGCUGACUCUUUCAUGAUGUUGGUGAGGAGAGUCAUCAAAGUAAAGAAUUCUUGUCCCCCUAAUAGCUGACCAAGUGACCAUGUCAUUAGAUCAUUGGUGGGUGGGAAUUGACCGGCGGGAAAGCUAAAAAAGAUACAAGAAAAGUGCUGUACCUCUGAAGCCCAAACUGGACACCCGUCCCAGAGGCCCCGAUGGUGGUGAGGUCUUGCCUGUCACGGCGUUCUGGGCAGAUCUCUUGCUGGGGCCGGCUCGUCUAGCUCAGUUCAUGCCGGCCUUGCACUCCCGGAGUCCCACAUAACGAGGGGUAACAUCAGUGUUGCCGGAUGCUUAUCAGUCAGGCACUUGGGACCUUCAUACUCAAACCAGGCUUACUACCUCCACUGCGGCAUGCGAGCUUCAGCUCCUCCUCCGUGCCCUGGAACUGGUCCAGCUGAGGUCUGCACAUGCUGAUCAUCUGCAGCUUCACACCCGGUGCAUCAACCUCACCUCCUGUGAUCAUCUGCCCGACGCAUGACCAUGCCAGGGACCCAUGGGCAUCCGCUGCUCCUCCCAAAUGCCGCCACUUCCUUCCUUUGGUUAGUGGCUACUACACAGGGAGCCUGUCCACCAGAGGCCUGCUCCAUCGCCGGCACAUUGCUUCAAAUGGGCUGUGCCCGUUCUGCACCCAACAUGAGUCCCAGGUGCAUGCAUCUCCUGCCCUCAAGGCCUCAAUCCCCCAUGCAGCAAGUUUGGUCGGGGGCUAGUGAUUGGUGAACGGGGGCGUCAGCUUAUGCAACCAGCUUGACUGCACUUGGGACCUGCUACUCUUCGGGCCGGGGUCACCCACCCGCCUCAAAGCGACUAAGCGAGCUUGGGACCCUGCUAUCAAUCACAGCCAUGCUCUGCAACGUCUGGAAGGGCUGCAAUGCUGAAGUCUCCUGCGAUCAUCCGCUCCGCUCAGAUAAGUGGUUCGCCGGGUUGCAGAAGACCUACCGCUCUGGGCUAACCGAGAAAGAAGUCGAGAGAUAAAAAAUGCCCUGCGGUGCAUUCGCGGAUCUUGUAUGUAAAACUUUCAUCCGUUUAAUAUCCCGAUUUUAGUGAACAUCAAUGGCUAUCGUACCGCUAUAGUUGGGAAAAUUCAAGAUCAUUUUGCAUGACAUGCUUGGUAACCUA
Molecule: messenger RNA, 4560 nt
Organism: Panicum virgatum (switchgrass)
Lineage: Eukaryota; Viridiplantae; Streptophyta; Magnoliopsida; Poales; Poaceae
Product: pentatricopeptide repeat-containing protein At1g66345, mitochondrial-like
Exons: 6
Coding region: 1723-3477 (584 amino acids)
Molecular function (GO): protein binding
Source: RefSeq, a predicted model, not a curated record